AUGAAGACUCCGGCGCCUCUCCACUCUCUUCGACGUCACAACACUCUAGAUGUACACAAUGAGCGACGAGAAGAGCCUCGUCUUGGAGAGCCAAGGGGAUGCGCCGACUUUGAGGCAGAAAAAACGCCCCUUCAAUUUACUCUGGUUGUUUCUCUGUAUCAUUGUAGCCACCGCCUGGUUCACACUGUCGCGCUCCCCUUCACCCCCCCGAGCAUCGAGGAAAGGGUGCAGAAGAUCCUGUCGCAGACUCCAUUGAUCGAUGGUCAUGAUGACUUUCCCAUCUUGGUCCGGGAAGUCUUCCACAACCGCGUAAAUGAUCGCAACUUCACCGAGGCUUUUGUCAAGGGGAAAUUUCCCGGCCACGUUGAUAUCCCUCGAUUGAAACAAGGUAGGGUUGGUGGGACGUUUUGGAGUGUUUUUGUGCCCUGUCCCAAGAAUGGGACCGAUUUCUCCGACGAGAAUUACGCAGCAAGCGUGCGGGAGACGAUGGAGCAGGUGGACAUCAUGUCCAGGGUUCAGCAAGCCUAUCCCAAGGUCUUCUCGAGUCCCCCAAAUGGUACCUCUGCCAUGUCCGCUUUCCGCGAGGGAAAGAUCAUCUCACCGCUUGGUAUCGAGGGCUUGCAUUCGAUCGGCAACUCACUGGCUCAUCUCCGGAUCUUCUAUGAGCUGGGAGUUUCGUACGCAACUCUGACGCAUAAUUGCCAUAAUCGGUAUGCCGACGCCGCCAUUCUCGAACUUCCAGGCGGGGGAGUAAAAAAAUCCGAUCCUCUCUGGCAUGGCGUCAGCGAAGAAGGCCAGAAGCUGGUGUUUGAGAUGAACCGCCUUGGGAUGAUUGUUGAUUUAGCCCAUGUCAGCACGGAGACCAUGCGUGAUGUGCUUGGCGCCGGCAAGUCCGAAUGGAUAGGGAGCCGUGCUCCAGUGAUCUACAGCCAUAGCUCAGCCUAUGCACUCUGUCCCCACCCGCGCAACGUACCCGACGACAUCUUGGAGCUGGUCCGGGAGAAGAACUCACUGGUUAUGGUGAAUUUUUCACCAGACUUCAUUUCCUGCACGGCUUCUGACCGCGCCGAUGGGAUCCCAGACGCGGACCCUAUUCACGCCACUCUGGAACGAGUUGCCGAUCAUAUCCUGUACAUUGGUAAUCUUGUAGGCUUCGAGCAUGUCGGAAUAGGUAGUGAUUUUGAUGGUAUUCCAACGGUUCCUCGGGGAUUGGAGGAUGUCUCCAGGUUCCCGAAUCUGAUCAAGGAACUGCUGAAACGAGGAGUCAGUGACAAAGAUGCAAGUAAGGUGGUAGGAGGCAAUCUAUUGAGGGUAUGGAAGAAGGUUGAUGAGGUGGCGCUUGAGAUGCAAGCCGAGGGUGCACUGCCUGUGGAGGACUAAUCAUUUGAAGCAAUUUGGGUUGAUUUAAUCACAAAUUUCCUAAGAGUGGUGCUAUCUUGAAUGUCAUAGUUUGAGAAUUUGCAACCACAAAGCUUUUUGGAGUGUAUGUCGUCGAAAUAAACCAACUUUGGAACGUAGAGGAACUGCAUAUUGGAAGUUCAUCUUGACAUUGC
Messenger RNA from Penicillium samsonianum, 1553 nucleotides. RefSeq names its product dipeptidase. Bases 1 to 1380 code for a protein of 459 amino acids. The record is from RefSeq and is a predicted model, not a curated record. The transcript has 4 exons. Gene Ontology annotation, molecular function: metallodipeptidase activity. Gene Ontology annotation, biological process: proteolysis. NCBI's taxonomy places the organism in Eukaryota, Fungi, Ascomycota, Eurotiomycetes, Eurotiales, Aspergillaceae.